Messenger RNA from Entrophospora candida, 981 nucleotides. The record is from the annotation of a GenBank genome assembly. Lineage: Eukaryota; Fungi; Glomeromycota; Glomeromycetes; Entrophosporales; Entrophosporaceae.
AUGUCAGAAGAAGUUGUUAAACAAAUGGUUAGAUUUGUACAGUCAUUGCUAAUUUCGGUACCUCAGUAUGUUUUAGGUUCCUUAUCUGCUAUAGCGAUCUUAGGGGCCACACCGGUGGGUGGUUUUAGAGAGAAAAUUCGAUGGAUAUUUCUGUGUUUAGGGGCCCCUAUAGAGGGCCUCUAUUACUACUGCAAUGUAAAGAACGAUGCGAUCAUAAUGAGCACAUAUUGGCUCGAAUAUGAACAUUUUUAUGAAACUAAUAGACAGGUAAAGAAUGGUGUUACAAUACUCAACUACAGGCUUUUUGGAUGGCAUACUAAACAAAUGGAGCUCACCCCGAAACAGGAAGAAUCUAUGAAAGGAUGUGUAGCUGGAGCAUCAAUAUUAGAUCGCCUCAGUUACAUGGUAUCCAUUUACUACAUAAUAGUAGGGAUACUUGCAGGUAUAAUCAGGGCAGUCGGACCAUGUAUCAAAGAGGAAUGGCCAUAUAUACCACUAGCAUUGGCUUGGACUCUACCAGCAAUUUUUAAGAGGGUGAUAGGAGGGAGUGUGGUGGUCCACGAUCCUAACGAAAGGAUUGAUGGACAAAUAAUAGUAACUAAUUCAACAAAGGAUAGAAGACAUAACAUAAUUGAGACUGGUUUAUUCGCAAUGAUAGCUCCUUGGCUGGCAGUACUUCUGGCCUAUUUCACAAACCCAGUCGGGUAUGGAUGUAGGAGUAAAUUUCUGACCGUGUUGUGUGGGGUGUGGACACUAAAUAAUGUGAUUUCACUUUUAUUCAAUAUUACAAGAAUACGUGGCAAAAAUAUCCGAUUCCUAGUUCAUUGUUACUUUUGGAUUUCUGGUGCAUUUGUAGUAUUUAUGCUACUUUUCUUAAUUGUGCUAAGUAAUUCAAGACCAUUGUGGGUAAAAAUUUUUGGAGACACUUGCGCUGACCCAAAAACACCUUGUUUGAGCAUAACAGAUAUUAUAAACCAGUAA